Phoenix dactylifera (date palm) is the source of this 1085-nucleotide messenger RNA. Its product is annotated as superoxide dismutase [Cu-Zn], chloroplastic. Gene Ontology annotation, biological process: superoxide metabolic process. Lineage: Eukaryota; Viridiplantae; Streptophyta; Magnoliopsida; Arecales; Arecaceae. The record is from RefSeq and is a predicted model, not a curated record. Gene Ontology annotation, molecular function: copper ion binding.
AUAAGGUAAGCGGUAAGCCCUUAUCUGAAGUCCGGUGUCCAGAGAGUCCAGUCACCAGCUAUCGCCUCUGUUGUGUCUGCUGGGGGUGAGUUGAUGCAAGCGCUGCUCGCCGCCGCCAUGGCCGCCCAGACCGUGCUCUUCUCCACCGCCUACGCUUCUCCCCUCCUCCCUCCUUCCUCUGCCCGCCCUUUCCACUCCGCCUUCGUCGGUCAGUCCAUCCGUCUCCCCUCCACCGCCUCCUUCAAGCUUGCCAUGCCCGCCGUGUCGAAGCCCCUCACCGUCGUCGCCGCCGCCAAGAAGGCCGUCGCCGUCCUCAAGGGCAACUCGCAGGUCGAGGGCGUCGUCACCCUCGUCCAAGAAGACAACGGUCCUACAACAGUAAAAGUUCGUGUUACUGGACUUACACCUGGACUUCAUGGUUUCCAUCUACAUGAGUAUGGGGAUACUACCAAUGGGUGCAUAUCAACAGGGGCACAUUUUAACCCCAACAAUAUGACACAUGGUGCUCCUGAAGAUGAAGUCCGUCAUGCGGGUGACCUGGGAAACAUAGUUGCAAACACUGAAGGAGUAGCUGAGGCAACAAUUGUAGAUAACCAGAUUCCAUUGAGCGGACCAAAUUCGGUUGUCGGAAGAGCAUUUGUGGUUCAUGAGCUGGAGGAUGAUCUUGGAAAAGGGGGGCAUGAACUCAGCCUUACCACUGGAAAUGCAGGAGGAAGAUUGGCAUGUGGUGUUGUUGGGUUGACCCCCCUUGCGUGAUGGAUUCUAGUAUGCCAGAGGCACGAUCAAUCACCUGCAGACACUGGCAGAGUUGAAUGCAAAUAUCUUGGGCUACACAUAAUAUCAAUAUUUUGAUCCAUUUAUGUAGCAUGCCAGCUAAUAAUUUUGUCUUGUUCUAUGGUUAAAACAAUAAACUUAUUCUGUUUAUCUUUCAGACCAACCGAACGUUGAAUUUAUGCUGUAGCUUUUCUGUUUACCUUGGGGCACACCUCAUCCACAGCCCAAAGAGUAUUUCUGGCUCCUUUUGGCUCAGUGAGUUGGAUUAUGUGCUUGGUUGAAAAGAGCCUUGUGGCUUGUUGAUUUCUAAA